AUCACCUUGUAGGGGGACAUGCCCGACCUAACCCUGGUCUUUGGGCUCCCCGUGACAGGUUUCUCAUCCUCGGCUGUUUUCGAUGGAACCGGGGCUUGAGAAGGGCCCCGCGAGGUCGAAAGCGGCGAGACGUCUCUCAUGCAUCCUCUCUGUCAGGACUUCAUUUUUCUCAUGGUGAGACGUCGGAGGGCGGGGAUGUCAAUGACAUGGGCCCACAGACCUCUCGACCCCUUCCCACGGGCCGAUUUUUCUGUCCGAGCCGUCUUUGACGGCCCCGGGUCCUGGACCCCGAGGCCCAGAGCGGUGCAUUCCAGCCAGAGCCCAUGCCGGAGGGGGAAGAAGCGACGCGCGGUUCUUUUGGUCCAAGAUCGGUGCUUGGUGCCAGUGAUUGGGCGGGGUGGGGACCGGGAUGCAUCGCUCCAGAGCGUUCCAGAACGCUCUCGGAGCGUUCCGGGGAGCGCUCCGGCACGGCCGGUGCGCCCGGCACGUCCUCCAGAGCCGCUGGUCCCGGUGCGAGGUUGUCUCGGUCCUGGCUCUGGCUUGAGCGAUGCUUCUGGCCCCGCGGAGGCUCGUCCACGGGCUGGAGGUACGCCCACGUCGGCCAGGGCCGCGGGAAGUACGAGAAGGUGCACACCUACAAGUACGUGGGCCAGGGCGCGGGCAGCUUUCGCAAGGAGGAGGUGGUCUCCUACCAGCCCACGACCCGGCUCCGCCCCGAGUGCGUCUGCCUGCUGCUGGUCGCGCUGAUCCUGCUCCUCAUCGUGCUGUGGCCUCUCGUCGCCAGCCUCUGGCCGGGCGGCGCCGUGGAAGGGGCCGCGGGGGAGGUGCUGUCUCCGCUGCUUGGCUCAAUCAGGAACGGCUCCAACGCGACGAUGAUGGUUGAGGGGUCCCUCGUGGUGGAUAACUUGAGCUACGACGACGUCGCAGGUGACGUGGCGCUCAACGACUCGCUCGCGGAGGCAGUGGAGGUGGCCAUCGCGUCGGAGGCGACCCGCGCGGCACAGACGGAGGCUGGGCAGCCGAUCGAGCCCAGCCAGGUCACCGCCGUGCCAGUGCGGGGCACCAACAACAGCGUCGGCGUUGACUUUGUCAUCAAGGCCCUGCCGCUGGGGCGCGUGGACGCGGUGACGGCGUGGCUCGACCGCAGCCGCCUGGUGGAGGGCAAGAUUGCCUCACACCUGGUGGCGGACGCUGCCGUGCAGGCCGCCGCCGCGGGCCGCCUCGGCGUGCAGGGCCUCACCCUGUACAGCCACGCGCGGGGGUCCAGCUCCAGCAGCACGACGGCGCCGCCUCACGAGACCAAGGCCCCCUCGUUCGACUGCGACGUGGAUUUCUCGGAUUGCUACGAGUGCCUCCAGAAAAGCUGGUCGCCCCCCAAGCUCGCCUGGUGUUGCGAGCAUCGAGGCCGUGGGUGCGAGACGACCACGACGUCCGUGGUCUACGACUGCCUGGACGGCUACGAGAACUGGAGGCGCGGCUGGUCGCCCAUAAAGAAGCAGUUCUGCUGCGGGAGCGAGGGCAAGGGAUGCGAGACAGGCGACAGUGCCUCCGGGCGUGGUGGCAAUACCACCAGUACAUCCAACAGCAGCGCUGACAACACUUCCGAAGGCGGCCGCAGCAAUGAGACCAAUGCCUCCGACCUCCACCACGCUGCCGACAAGACCGAUGCCACCAAGUCUUCCCGCGUGAACCAUCACGCUGCCAACAAGACAGGCGCCACCAAUGCUUCAGCCGCGCCGAGCAAGUCGAGCAGCCCCGCAGCCUCUGGCGACGGUACGAGCAGCCCCCAUGAAAUGACCCACAGCAGCGCUAGCGGCUCCUCCAGCAAGACAAGCUGACACUACUGGAUGAGCGAGCGCAGCGGCUCAGACGGCGAAGGUGGCGGUGGCUCCUGCUGUUUAGACGGCUACGAAGAGAGUGAGGCUGCUCAGAGACCUUCGUGCCCGACCAGGCUUGAAAUCCCUUUAAUCCGGCCGCAGGCUUCGCUUGGAUGCCAGCCCAAAGAUCUGGCGCUUCCAUUAGCUUUUUAUUUUUUUUCAGGAUGUGUGUACGUGGUACUCGAGGUCGCUCCGCGCGGCCGCGUCGAGGUGUCAGUGGGCGCGCUCAAGGCGCUCCUCUGAGGCUUCGCGUGUAUAUGUCGGACAGGGGCUCCUGAUGGAGGUGUGUAGGGGAGCCCACUGGAUGAAACGGACCCUGGCAUCGUUUCUACAGGUGCAGGUUGUAAGUGAUUGCCAGGAAGUUGGAUAUACAUGACACGGCCAGCCUGGACGACAGCUGGGUAUGCGGGCCCCAAGGGUACACAACACCACCACCACCACGUUGAUUCCUCAUCCCUCCUCUGCCCUCCUCUUCCUCUCUUCCUCUCCUG
Messenger RNA from Prorocentrum cordatum, 2368 nucleotides. Lineage: Eukaryota; Dinophyceae; Prorocentrales; Prorocentraceae. The record is from the annotation of a GenBank genome assembly.